Molecule: messenger RNA, 2146 nt
Organism: Triticum aestivum (bread wheat)
Lineage: Eukaryota; Viridiplantae; Streptophyta; Magnoliopsida; Poales; Poaceae
Product: F-box/LRR-repeat protein 17
Exons: 12
Coding region: 182-1756 (524 amino acids)
Cellular component (GO): cytoplasm
Molecular function (GO): protein binding
Source: RefSeq, a predicted model, not a curated record
CGCCGCGGCGGGGCUCGGCUCAUCUCCGCCACACCAUCUCAUCCGGUCCACCGGGUCUCCUCCUGCGGUGCCGUGCCCCAAAAAAUGGCGCCAACCCCUCCCCAAUCUCCCGCCGCACCCCUCCCCCGCUAUUUCCCCUCCGCGCCCCAGCCCUAGCCGCGCCGGGGCAAACCCUAACCCCAUGUCCUCCUCCUCCUCGCUGCCCGCCAAGCCGCCCCCGCCGCCGCGCCCCAAGACGCGGGGCAGCUACAACUGCGGCCGAUGCGGCCAGCCCAAGAAGGGCCACGUCUGCAACCUCCCCUCCCCGGCCGCCGCCGACGGCGCCGCGCCCCCCUCCCCCUCGCCCUCCUCCUCCGGCGGGGACACCCGCCUCCGCCGCGCCCUCUCCUUCGACGAGCCCUCCUCCCCCGAGAAGAAGCCCAGGCCCGACCAUGACGGCCGCACCAUGGAGCUGGGCGGGAGGGCCGUGCCGGUCGACCUCGUCGUCGAGGUCCUGCGCCGGCUCGGCCCCAGGGGCGUCCUCGACGCCGCCGCCGUCAGCCGCGCCUGGCGCGACUGCGCCGACCGGGUCUGGCGCGUCGCCGAGGAGCUCCGCCUCCGCCCGGCCGCCGCCGGCCUCCUCGGCGCGCUGCUCCCCCGGUGCGCCGCGCUCUCGCGCCUCGUCCUCCACAUGGAAAGUGAUGUUGAUGCCACCAUGCUGUCAUGUCUUGCAUUUUCCUGUCCAAGUUUGGAAACUCUGGAGAUCACCAUGGCCGACAAGGCAAUCAACAAUAUGACUGGAGAGGAGCUAAGUCGACUUGUUUCAGAGAAGCAUUCUCUCUCAAUCCUCAAAAUCGGUGGUUGCUCUAAUCUUGGUUUUCUUAAUCUAAGCUCUUCAAGCCUUAAUGUCCUUUGGCUAUCAGAUCUUUGCUCCCUUUCGGAAUCGGUCAUAAGCUGCCCUAAUAUGAGCGAGCUCUCCCUGUGUUUCACACAACAAAGUACUGAAUGUACUGACCUGGUUAGUUUGAUGGAUGGCCUGGGCCGAUCGUGCCCUAACUUAAGAAAUUUGCACAUAUCAUCAAUUCAACUAUCUAAUGAAGCUGUGUCGGCUCUAGAGGGUGCCAACCUCAGGGGCUUGUGCAUGCUAUCCUUGAUUCUCGGUUCAAAAAUGACAGAUGCAGCUGUUGCAUCUAUCGUCAGAUCUUGUGCAAGCUUGGCAUUGCUUGAUUUAAGUGGAUCUAGCAUCAGUGAUAGUGGUGUUGGUAUGAUCUGCAAGGCGUUCCCUCAUACUUUAUCGAGGCUGCUCCUUGCUCUCUGCCCAAAUAUUACUACAUGUGGGAUCCAGGCCGCAACAGCACAAUUGCCACUUCUUCAGCUCAUGGACUGUGGAAUGAGCUUACGUUCUAACUUGCAGAAUGAAAAACAGGGGGCUUAUUUUGGUGAGAUCAAUGGAAGGAUUAGAUUGUGCCCAAAAUUACCCACCUUAAAAAAGCAACCUAUGCGCCAAAAGCUAAUCAUAAAGCAUGAUAAUUUGAAGAAGCUCAGUCUAUGGGGCUGUUCAGCAAUAGAUGCUUUGUAUGUGAAAUGCCCAGAGUUGAUUGAUCUGAACCUCAACACUUGUACAAAUCUACACCCAGAGCGGCUGCUACUUCAGUGCCCAAAUCUGAAGAAUGUACAUGCAUUUGGAUGCCAAGAUAUGUUGAUUGGUGCAAUAAAAAACCAGAAACUGAUAAACAGAAAGAAUCUAAUGAAGCAAUGUGUAUCAACUGGAGUCUAGGAAGGAGUAAGCAGUGGAGCUGAAGGUGUAUCAGGCCGUUCUGAAUGAGUUCGCUGCAGCUGAACCACAUCUUCCAUGCAAGCGGCUAGCAGAUGGUUCGAAGCGGGUUCAACUGUCACAGUUCCCACAAGAGCAGUUACCGGAGGACAAAAUAUGGAUUGGAUUCAAGCGGUCGGAGUGCAUUGUUCAUCUUGAUUCUUGAUUAAUAAUAACAAUCACAUAACCAUAGCUAGAGAACCGCUCAUUGUGCGCACUCUGAUUUGUGAAAUUAGACAAUUGGCGAGUAUUUAUUUAUUUGUUUUGUGCACCUCCAAACCCAUAAUAUGUAAUGUGCCUGUUGUAUAAGCUGCUACAUGGAAGUGAAACUUGCAUCAACUGGUUUUGGGUUUC